Messenger RNA from Arachis duranensis, 954 nucleotides. RefSeq lists its product as uncharacterized. The coding region runs from base 1 to 954 and encodes 317 amino acids. Lineage: Eukaryota; Viridiplantae; Streptophyta; Magnoliopsida; Fabales; Fabaceae. The transcript has a single exon. The record is from RefSeq and is a predicted model, not a curated record. Gene Ontology annotation, molecular function: catalytic activity.
AUGUCCUGGAAUGUUAGAGGUGCGGCUAGUUGUGCCUUUAGACGCACCUUAAAAGAAUUCUUAAGACAAUACAAUCCUGACAUUGUGAUCCUAUUGGAAACAAAAGUUAGUGGUAAUAAUGCUAGAAGAAUUAUCCAAGGCGCUGGUUUCAACAAUUUCAUUAUUGAGGAAGCUCAAGGUUUUAUAGGAGGAAUUUGGAUAUGCUGGAAGGACAACAGUAUCUCUAUUACAACAUUAGAAUCUAAUAAGCAAUUCAUACAUACAAGAGUGCAGCGUCACAACCAAGAUCCCUGGUGCCUAACAGCGGUUUAUGCGAGUCCACAACCAAACAAUAGAAGAGUGAUUUGGCAGAGUAUUGAAAGAAUUGCAAGAAACAUAGGAGAACCCUGGCUGUUAAUAGGAGAUUUUAACGAGAUAAAAGAUGGCACUGAGAAAAAAGGUGGCAGACCUAUUAAUCUUAGAAUGUGCAGAAACUUUGCUAAUUGGAUCGAUAGAUGCGGAUUAGUAGAUCUAGGAUUUAUAGGAACUAGGUUUACCUGGAGAGGGCCGCAAUGGGAAGGAUACGACAGAGUUUUCAAAAGAUUGGAUAGGGCUCUAUCUAAUCCCUUGUGGAGAACCAAAUUCCAAGAAGCGGUUGUUAAAGUCCUGCCUAGAACCAAUUCUGACCACCAUCCUCUUUUGUUAAUGGAAAAUGAAGGAACAGAUUGCAGAAAUGGCAGACCUUUCAGAUUCGAAGCUAUGUGGUCAAUGCACCCGGAUUUCAGGCCGUUUUUGGAAAAACAUUGGAAAGAGGACAGCAUGUUCAUUCAAAACCUCAACAGUCUCAGGAAAGAUCUAAGUAAAUGGAACAAAGAGGUAUUCGGAAAUAUCUUCAAAACAAAGAGAAGACUUUUAAACAGAAUUAAUGGCAUCCAAAAAAGCAUUAGCUACGGGAAAAACCCCUUUUUUGGAUAA